AUGGUCUGUAUAAUCGUGUCGACCAAAGCCUUCAGCGACUUCACCAUCGCUUGCGGCGGACAAGAGCGCAAGGUGCACCGCAUCAUCCUUAACGCUAGCUCAGGCUACUUCCAAUCCAUGUUCCGCGUCCCGUGCCAGGAGACGCUCAGCGGCCGUCUCGAACUGCCCGACGACGACCCGGAUCUCGUGUGGUGGAUGAUCGACUACAUCUACCACGGCCACGUGAAGAUCCAUGACGUACCGCCCGACGAUGACGACGGCCGCGGCGGCGUCAACCUCCUCGAGACGUGCGUGGCCAUGUACGCCAUGGGCGCCAAGUUCCAGGUAGCCGGGUUGCAGGAGGCCGCCGAGGAGGCCAUCGGACGGAUGCUCGGAAAGACGGGCAGGCAUGAGCCGCGGGACGUCGAGCUUCGCGACAUCCUGGACAUGGUCGACGCCAUCGACGAGCUGACGGCGGACCGCGACGAGCUGCGCCUGCGCGUUUGGAAUUGGCUCGACGGCAAGCAGUACGGCAGCGUGGCCAAGCGCUACGCCGCCGAGGUCAUGAUGCACUGGGACACUGGAGAGGCCAGGUUCUCGAGCCGAGUCCAUGUGAGGGAGUUGUACAUGGGCACGGUUGGCAGCCGCACGACGGGCCAGAUGUGCGCGACGGCCGGCGCGAUGGGCCCACCGAAGCGCCUGAAGCUUGGAUAG
Messenger RNA from Lasiodiplodia theobromae, 693 nucleotides. Its product is annotated as UDP-glucose:glycoprotein glucosyltransferase. Gene Ontology annotation, molecular function: ubiquitin protein ligase binding. The record is from RefSeq and is a predicted model, not a curated record. Gene Ontology annotation, cellular component: cytoplasm. The coding region runs from base 1 to 693 and encodes 230 amino acids. NCBI's taxonomy places the organism in Eukaryota, Fungi, Ascomycota, Dothideomycetes, Botryosphaeriales, Botryosphaeriaceae. The transcript has 3 exons. Gene Ontology annotation, biological process: proteasome-mediated ubiquitin-dependent protein catabolic process; regulation of proteolysis.